GUGGCAAGAAGCUGCCGUUUUUGGCGCGGAUCCCUUUUAUGAAUGCAUCCGUGGCCUACAAUACCCAUGGACGCCGCCCCAGCCACAGAGAUGCCGGGGGUGUCAGGGAAUGCAUCGAGGGCCGUUUCAUGAACCACGCUGCCACCACUGGCCGUGCAGCCGCCGCCAAAGGACGAGGCCAGGACAGUGCGAAAGAAUUGCUGCAGCAGCUUCCCGUCGCGCUGGGCGGAUACCGACCUGGGCACAACGAUACUGCCCCAGGUCCCAAACAGCGGGGCGAGGCCCAAAGACAGGCGCCACGGGGUCCUUCCCACGAGCCUCCCUGGAUGCAGCAGAAUCGGCGGGGUGCGCGUGCCGACGUGGCCGUUGUUCCGCCCUGGGCACAGGACACCUUCACGAUGCCGUUUCCACGGAAGCGUGAGGGCGAAGCGCAUCGGAAGCGUCACCAAAGCUUGCCGGAGGAGGCCAUUCGGCCAAAGAUCGGCGACACUACGCUUUUUGGUGCGCCGCGGGCACAGGAUCAUCCGAACCCGGCACAGGCGCAUCAGCACACGCCUCACCUGCCGAAAGCCAGGGAUGGCACCGCGGUGGCCUUUGUCAGCAAGGCUGCGGAGCCGAACUCUCAGUACCGCGCCUACAUGGAGGACAAGUAUUGUAUCAUAGAUCCCUUCAUGGAUGGCGAGCUUGGUAACGAGACGUGGGCCUUCUUCGCCGUUUACGACGGCCAUGGCGGCGUCUUGGCCGCGGAGCACUGCGAGGCGGAGCUCCACAAGGUGCUUGCUUCGGAGCUACGGCACGCCUUAAAGAGCGCGCCUAAGCGGCCGAGCUCACCCCUUCGGGACGAGGUGGUAGCAGAGGCAUUGACCCGAACUUUUCAGAAGGCCGAUGACCAGCUACGCCAGGUCGGCGCAUGGCGCUUCGGUUGCACCGCCACCGUAGCUUUGGUGAGGAGGCUUCCGCAGGGCAUGCGCGUCCACGUCGCAAACGUUGGGGACUCUCGCGCCGUUACCGUCGAUGGAUCGGGAGGAUCCACGCGGCUGUCUGUUGACCAUCGGCCGACCGAUGCUGCAGAGGCACGACGCAUCCGCGAGGAGGGCGGCUUCGUAACCAUGGGACGUGUCUCAGGUGAGUUGGCGGUGAGCCGCGCCUUGGGAGAUCUCCUGCUGAAAAACUCAGGCCUUAGCUGCAAGCCCUCCGUCCGGGCCCACGAUGCCAAGCGCGACCUGGCGCUGGUCUUGGCAAGCGACGGCUUGUGGGACUUUGCUGAGGAGAAGGAGGUGGCCAAAGUUGUCGUGUCCUGCAGUCGGAAUGGGUUAGACCACGUUGCGCACAGGCUCGUGCAAGAAGCACAGCGAACAGGCUCCAUGGACAACAUCACCUGCCUUGUCAUCUUCAUGUAG
This is a messenger RNA of Symbiodinium sp. CCMP2456, 1400 nucleotides long. The record is from the annotation of a GenBank genome assembly. NCBI's taxonomy places the organism in Eukaryota, Dinophyceae, Suessiales, Symbiodiniaceae.